Tachysurus fulvidraco (yellow catfish) is the source of this 2335-nucleotide messenger RNA. RefSeq names its product cyclin-dependent kinase 5 (gene cdk5). The record is from RefSeq and is a predicted model, not a curated record. NCBI's taxonomy places the organism in Eukaryota, Metazoa, Chordata, Actinopteri, Siluriformes, Bagridae. Gene Ontology annotation, molecular function: cyclin-dependent protein serine/threonine kinase activity; ATP binding. The coding region runs from base 221 to 1099 and encodes 292 amino acids. Gene Ontology annotation, cellular component: nucleus; cytoplasm. Gene Ontology annotation, biological process: protein phosphorylation; axonogenesis; neuron apoptotic process. The transcript has 12 exons.
CGUGAUAUUAUUUUAACUCGGAAAAAUGACUUUUAACUCGAAAUAAGGCUUCUCACGGCCGCCAUCUUGGAGCUGCUGUCUUCUCCUUAGCGCCCCUCUCUGUUAGCGUCAACUGAUACAAACUAACGCUAAUCUACAGCUAAACUCUGGGUUAUUUCAAUAGGAAUAGAAGUCUGCUAAACGCCCAACUGUUUCUAGCUGGUUUUCGACCGGCUAAAACAUGCAGAAGUAUGAAAAAUUAGAGAAGAUCGGAGAGGGUACCUAUGGAACGGUGUUUAAGGCUAAAAACAGAGAGACGCAUGAGAUCGUGGCUCUGAAGAGGGUCAGACUGGAUGAUGAUGAUGAGGGGGUUCCCAGCUCAGCCUUGAGAGAAAUCUGCCUCCUGAAAGAGCUGAAGCAUAAAAACAUUGUGCGGCUUCACGACGUGUUGCACAGCGAUAAAAAGCUGACGUUGGUGUUUGAAUAUUGUGACCAGGAUCUGAAGAAAUAUUUCGACAGCUGCAACGGCGACCUGGAUCCCGAGACCGUGAAGUCAUUCAUGUACCAGCUACUGAAAGGACUUGCCUUCUGCCACAGCCGCAACGUUCUUCACCGGGACCUCAAGCCACAAAAUCUGCUCAUCAACAGAAACGGUGAGCUGAAGUUGGCUGACUUUGGUUUGGCCCGAGCGUUUGGAAUUCCUGUGCGAUGUUACUCCGCUGAGGUGGUGACGUUGUGGUACAGACCACCAGACGUGCUGUUCGGUGCCAAGCUGUACUCCACCUCAAUCGACAUGUGGUCAGCCGGAUGCAUAUUUGCAGAACUGGCCAACGCCGGAAGGCCGCUGUUCCCCGGAAACGACGUAGACGACCAGCUGAAACGGAUCUUUAGGUUACUGGGCACACCAACAGAGGAACAGUGGCAGACCAUGACCAAACUCCCUGAUUAUAAGCCGUAUCCGAUGUAUCCCGCGACGACGUCACUGGUGAACGUGGUCCCUAAACUCAGCAGCACCGGACGGGAUUUACUACAGAACCUUCUGAAGUGUAAUCCAGUGCAGCGGAUAUCAGCCGAGGAGGCGCUUCAACACCCUUACUUUGCCGAUUUUUGUCCGCCCUAGUGUCCAAAUCGGUCUUUGUAAAGGGACCAACACGGUCAUACCUCACACACCCCAUCAAAAGUUCCUCAUCCCGCCCCACCCCACCCCACAACGCUGCCCGUUUAGACACGACAUUACCAAUCACGCAUAGGUGUAAAUUCCACUCCCGUCGAUCGUGGCCAAAGGCAACGAUCUGUAUUUUUUAAAGCUUGCAUGAGCAAACGGUUAUUAUGAUACCCGAUUACGUCUGAUUACUAUUAAAUUCUUGUUUGCACUUACUAAACAGAUGGCGAGGGUGUGGAGAGCUUUAGUAGCUCCUCAGUGUUUAGUAGAUUUUAAGUUUUACCGACUGCAUUUGGAGGAUCUAGAGUCAGUUGAAUCCACCGGUCACGUUAUUGCACAACUACAGCGGCGUCGACUGAUACUAAUUCUAUUUUAAAUGCAGGCUUUUAAAUGUAUAAUCUGUAUUUAAGCCUCCGUUCUAGUGCAGAGGACUCACGUGGGCGUGAUACGAGUAUCGGCGACGAGAAACAGUCCAGCGCGUUGAACACAUCAUCAAGGGCAUAUUUACAGUGUUAACAUGCUAACAAUUCCCCGAUGUACCCCAGUACACGAUGCACUCACCUCAGCAACACACACACACGCUAAACAUAUCCACGUCGGUCUAAAGCCUCACCAGUUAAGCGAGGUUUCCUCACACAGUCAGAACGAGACUUUCGCGUUAUCCGUUCGUUUCGUAAUCAGACCCCCCCCCACAACAAAAAAGGUACAGAACAGAGUUCAGUGCCUGAAAAGAAAUCUAAUCAUAACUAUUGAAUUUCUGCUACAUUAGUCUUACUUUUUUUUUUUUUUUACUUGUAAAGUCACUAGAUGCACAUAUUUAUUUGUUUCUGAAUGUUUUAGUAUACAGACUUUUUUUUUUUUUAGAAAACAGCAAAAGAGGGUUAUUACGGAGUGAACAUGUCCUGGUUUAUUUCAGAGGGAAGAUCCAGUUGUGGGUGAUUUGGUGGACCAAUAGAAGUAAAAACUAAGAUACUUCAAUAUUUGGAAAAGAAAUCGUGACAAUUGUAAUAAACUUCUGACAUUUGCCAGGAUUUGAAUUCACCCCAGAUGUUUUAACCCUGUAGCACACAAUAAGCUUGGAAUUAUGAUCAUCAUUAUGUUUGGUUGUUCUCCAUUUGCAUCUCUGCUGUAUGUGUGAUUUAUGAUGGAAGGAUUUUUCACACUGAUUAAAUACAUUUCAUUUAAAAAAAAAAA